AUGUCCGCGUCCAAUGACAGAUCCAACGACGGACUUUCGGGGCCAGCGUCCAGUGGCAAGCGUUCGCGCGACGUUGGCGAUGCGGCGGAUGACGCAAUAGACGCGCGUGAUUUCAAACGCGCGGCUCUACUCAGCCAAACAGAAUUGCGGACAAAAAUAAAGAGUCUGCGAGACAAGGUCGAUUUGAAGUUUCAAGAAGAGCGACGAAGAUUCCUCCAGCAAAUUUCUCCUUUGACGGACGAUUGGACGGGCGAUUAUCAGGAUCUACGAGACAUUUUUCCAAAAGAAGAUAUCGAGUGUCUACUAUCGGAGUCCACGAGUGUCUGGGCCGAACGCGACGAGUCCGCGCGAAGAUUCGUCAGGCUAGUGACUCGCGUCGGCUACAGGGACGAGUCCGGUAACACACCGCUGCACUGGGCUCUGAGUCAAGGUCGCCGAUACUUGGCCCAAGUACUGCUGAAGCACGGCGCCGAUCCGAACGCGGCCAACUGGAAGGGCUCGAGCCCGCUGCACUUCGCGAGCAAGGUAAAGCGCGACGCCGCCACCGACUUGGCCCGGACGUUGUUCGAGCACACCGAUCGCGACAGAUAUCCGCGGGGCUUGCUGGUCAGCGCCCAGGACGGAUUCGGCUGCACGCCGCUGCACUUCGCCGUGAACGCCAGAAACCGGAAACUGUCCGAGCUGCUGCUGCGGAGAGGCGCGGAUCCCAAUCUGCCGAACAUGAACGGAUUGACGCCUCUGCACAUCGUGUGCGAUGAGCGCGACGAUUAUUACUUCGUGAAGGCAUUUUUCGAGACCUGCGACGCAAUUUCGAGGACGGUGGAGGUCAGCCGCCGAGACAAGGACGGCAACACGGCCUUGCACAUCGCCGCGUCGCACAGCUCCGACGAUAUCGUCGAAUUGCUGCUGAAAAGAAAUGCCCAUCCGAAUUGGGCCAACAACGCGGGAUCGACUCCGCUGCACAAUAUUUGCACGAGAUACGAUCGCGAUCGUCGUCGUAGCUUGGUGAAACUGUUCUUCGGGAUCAACGACGAAAAAAAACAAGCGGUACGAGUCAACAUGCAGAACAAGUCGGGCUGGUCGCCGCUGCACUAUGCUCUGUUUCACGGAGACAGGCAGGUGGCCGAAUUGCUGCUGAGGAGAGGUGCCGAUCCGAACUUGGCCAACGCCGACGGAUCGACUCCUCUGCACAUGAUUAGCAAGACGAGCGACGAGCAGCCCGGCUUGGCGGAACUAUUCUUCAAGAUCUGCGACAAAAAACGGCGGCUGGUAAAGGUCGACGCUCGGGACAAGAAGGGCCGGACGCCACUUCAACGGGCCGUGGCGAAUAUCAAGCCGGACGUGGUCGAUGUGCUUCUACGUCGCGGUGCCGAUCUGUCCAGCUUCGUUUUUCCUACGAAGAGUUACUUCGGCAAGACGUUCGAACUGUGUACUCCGGGAGAUAAUUUUGGAUUGAGACUGGCAUCUGGCGCUCUGAUGGUUGCCGAACUUCUCGAGAAAAAAGGAUACGAAUUGGACCGAAGCGACGCUCUGACGAUCAUGAAAUUUUUUAUCAAACAAAAAGUGUUCGCCGAGUCGAUGGAUCUGAUUGAAAAAUCUUGGCAUCGCAAUGAUUAUUUCGUAAAAACGACCAAAGAGAAAAUGGUUACUCCGAGUCUGUCGUUCUACGACUUGAUACAGCUACGACCCGACGAGGCGUCGAAAUUACUCACAUCUGCGCACUACUACGAGCUAGCGGAAUCGAGCAUAUGGUCGAUUUUGUCCGAAAAUCAAUCCAAGGCUUGUGCUUUGUAUGUGAGCGAGCUGUUGUCGAGGAGAUUUUUCCGGAGCUGGGCAACGGAUCCUUUCUGGCAAUUGAUACAUUAUCGACUGCCGGUUCUCUGCUGUGAUCUAAUCCUCGAUACGCUAAUGAACCAAGAUUUAUGUAAUAUUUGCUUGGCUAUCACAAUCUAA
Trichogramma pretiosum is the source of this 1953-nucleotide messenger RNA. Its product is annotated as serine/threonine-protein phosphatase 6 regulatory ankyrin repeat subunit B-like. Lineage: Eukaryota; Metazoa; Arthropoda; Insecta; Hymenoptera; Trichogrammatidae. Bases 1 to 1953 code for a protein of 650 amino acids. The record is from RefSeq and is a predicted model, not a curated record. The transcript has a single exon. Gene Ontology annotation, molecular function: protein binding. Gene Ontology annotation, biological process: protein localization to ciliary inversin compartment. Gene Ontology annotation, cellular component: ciliary inversin compartment.